This is a messenger RNA of Chlorella variabilis, 1308 nucleotides long. RefSeq lists its product as hypothetical. Gene Ontology annotation, cellular component: U5 snRNP. The record is from RefSeq and is a predicted model, not a curated record. The transcript is spliced from 7 exons. NCBI's taxonomy places the organism in Eukaryota, Viridiplantae, Chlorophyta, Trebouxiophyceae, Chlorellales, Chlorellaceae. Bases 1 to 1308 code for a protein of 435 amino acids.
AUGCAAGCCUUGGAGGGCGAGAUCAGCGGCGUGCGCCUGGGCAGUGACGGCAUGGAGGCUGGCGUGGCCGCGGCACGGCGUGCGGCCGCCCGCAGGCACCAGCUGCUGGCUGACUUUGAGGAGGGCGGAGUCUAUAUGGGAGAUAUCGAGGGCGCGGAGGAAGACUAUGAAGACCCCGAGGAGAUGUUCAAUGAUGCGGGCAUGGCUUUUGAGCCCUUUCACCUGAAACGGGAGCGCGAAGAGGGAUACUUUGAUGAGGACGGCAACUACGUUGAAUUCAAGAGCGACGAUGUGGAAGACGCCUGGGCCGACGGGCUGGCCAAUGUGGAGGUGGACGAGGAGUGGCUGAGACGAGUGAUGCGGGGGCGCAGCAGGGCUGCGGCAGAUGUGGGGGCGGCGGGAGCGGAGGAGCCAGACCUGGCGCCGGAGCAGAUCCGCAGCCACAAGCGCAGGAUUGUGGACAUGCUGCUCCCCGGGGAGAACGUGCUGCAGGCGCUCCGCCGGCUGGCCCGCGUGCGCCAGCUUGGCGGCGGCGGCGCCGCGGGUGGGCCGGCCACCCCGGCCGGCGACCCACUCACCCGCCACCCUCGAGCCUUGGGCAACCAGGCCAUGCCGCCCACGGUUCGGGAGCGGUUUGAGCAGCUGACAGAGCUGAGCAGCGUGUUGAUGGAGCAGGGCGUGUACAGCGUGCACAGCAUGACGCGGGAGCAGCUGGAAAGCAGCAUCGCCGGCGACAGUGGCGGCGGCAGUGGCGGCGGCAGUGGCGGCGGCGGCCCUGCUGCUGCUGGCAGCGUUGGGGAAGGGGCCCUGGUUGCUGCCAAUGGCACAGCCAGCGCAGAUGCGGGGCAGCAGCUGGCGGAACGGCUGCUUGCUGCAGCUGCGGGGUCGGGGGCUGGCGGCGGCAAGAAUGGGUCUGCCAGCGGCGUGGAUGGCGAGGAGGCAGCGGCCGCGGCUGUGCGGCACCAGGUUCGGGCGGUAGCGGAUGCUGAGCGGGACAUCUUUGCGCAGCAGCCUGCGGGGACCCAGGAUCACGGGGCAGCCCCCCAGCGCGACGCAUCUGGGGACGUCAGCAUGCAGGACCAGCAGCACGAGGGCGCGGCGGCAGCAGCCCCCGGUGCCUCUGGUGGCGGGUUGCCGCCGCCCGGCGACGAGCUGGAUGGUUUUGUGCUGGACAGCGCCACCGGGCUGCUCUACAACUCGUCCCUCGGUUGCUACUACGACUCGUCGCGCAGCCUGUUUGGGGAUGCCAGCAGCGGCCUCUGGUACCGCUUAGAUGGCGGCACCGGAGAAUACCAGCUGGCCAGCUGA